Molecule: messenger RNA, 4100 nt
Organism: Haplochromis burtoni (Burton's mouthbrooder)
Lineage: Eukaryota; Metazoa; Chordata; Actinopteri; Cichliformes; Cichlidae
Gene: sp7
Product: Sp7 transcription factor
Exons: 2
Coding region: 97-1482 (461 amino acids)
Biological process (GO): regulation of transcription by RNA polymerase II
Molecular function (GO): RNA polymerase II cis-regulatory region sequence-specific DNA binding; DNA-binding transcription factor activity, RNA polymerase II-specific
Source: RefSeq, a predicted model, not a curated record
CCCGCGUUAGAGCCCAACUUCUUCCAAACUGUCCCGGGACUCUGAGCUGCGCUGCUCCCACUCCCCUCAGCUUCCUAAGGAUUUUGUUUCUCAGGGAUGGCCGCAUCUAUUCUGGAGGUAGGGAAUGUAAUUGAAGACGCACGCUAUGGCUCCAGUCCUCUGGCUAUGUUAACAGCUACCUGCAACAAGUUUGGCAGCACCAGCCCUGUCAGGGAUUCAGCUACACCCGGUAAGACUGCCAGCACCUCUCCAGUAAAGAAGCCCUACAACAUGACCUCUGACCUUCAGACAGCCAAGAACGGGCGGACCACAGACAGCAGUGGCCUGGCAGACUCCUACACUGGCUCCUUCACUUCAGCUGGAGGAGGAGGAGGUGGCGGGCUGCUUACACCCACUGGAAGUCCCCCUCCUUCAGCCGGAGGCUACACUACAGAAUAUAACCCUUUCUCUCACUCCUUCCAGACUUCGGUCUCACAGGACCCGUCUCUUUUAGUGUCCAAGGCCCAUGCUACAGCCGAUUGUCUCACCAGUGUGUAUACUUCGCUGGAUAUGACACACCCCUAUGGCUCGUGGUAUAAGGCUGGUAUCCACCCUGGCAUAACUGCUGCUCCAGCUAAUGCUACAUCUUCCUGGUGGGAUGUCCAUCCCAACUCCAACUGGCUGUCAGCAACCCAGCCCCAAGCAGAUGGAGGUCUGCAGUCCUCCCUGCAGCCUGUGGCACCACAGGCAUCCCUUAGCCCACAGCUGCCCAGUUACAGCACCGAUUUUACACCACUUAACCCAGCUCCUUACCCCUCCGUGGGACUGGGCUCCUCCUCACAUCUCCUCCAACCUUCCCAGCACAUGCUGCCCCAGGACAUGUACAAGCCCAAACCUGUGCCAAGUGCAGGGCUAAUUGAGAAUCCCAUGGGGCUAAAGCCUGCUAGGGGAUCAGGGGGCUACAGCGGAGGGGCUACACCCACCCGGUCUUCAUGCGACUGCCCCAACUGCCAGGAGCUGGAGAGGCUGGGAGCCUCUGCUGCAUCCCUGAGGAAGAAACCAGUGCACAGCUGCCACAUCCCGGGCUGUGGGAAAGUCUACGGCAAGGCCUCCCACCUGAAAGCCCACCUGCGCUGGCACACCGGCGAACGGCCCUUUGUUUGCAACUGGCUGUUCUGCGGGAAACGUUUCACCCGCUCUGAUGAACUGGAGAGGCAUGUGCGCACCCACACACGGGAGAAGAAGUUCACCUGUCUACUGUGCAACAAGCGUUUCACACGCAGCGACCACCUCUCAAAGCAUCAGAAGACCCACGCAGAUUCUGCAAUGCAGGGCAAAGCUGUAGCUGUGGAGGGAGACGCAGAUUCUCGGAGCGAAGAGACCACAGAGCUCAACUCCAGCGCUGUACCUACCAAUCCUGUCGCUGACCAAAUCACCAACGGAGAUGAGAAGACUGGCACGCCUAACGGGGUGGAGAACAGCAGUGGAUUGUUGGAGAUCUGACUUGAUGAAGUCUUGAAAUUUUAGAGGUGUUUUCUUUUCUUCUUUUUGUUUUUUUUAAAUAGGAAAAAAACUCACCUUACAAACACAAAACUGUAUUUUAUUUCAAGACAUACAAAGGAGACAGUGUUUGAAAAGACUUGAUAUGAUACAGGACUGAUAAAGGUUGAAAUCACUUCUGGACCACACACACACACACAAGCAUAAAUAUGACCAAGCCUGCAAACAUAUAGCGAUCCUCAAAUGUAUGCAGACACACAUGCACAAAUAUGAGCGACCGAGACAUAAAUGAACACAAUAUGCACAUGUGAACAGGAAUAACUAUGAGCAAAUGUGCAAACAUCCAUAAUGCAUGCAUGCAGGGGGAUACACAAAAGUACGUCUGCUCGGAAACACAUACAAGUAAACAUGCUCGUGCACAAAUUUUGUAGCCUACACACAUUUUCUGCCUUUCAAAUGAGACAAACCACUGGGGAAAUUUAAUCUGCAAAAGCAGAAGGAAAAGAGCUCUGAAGCCGCAAAAGGAAAGUAGUUUUAAAACGAGACUUAUGGUCAGGAUGAUGGAGUCGAUGAAGCAUUGCAUGCCUAGAGAAAAAUCUGAUUUACAGCUGUACUUUGAUACUUAUUCAUUAUUCUUGAAACAAUCAAUGGACAAUCUACACUUACAGCUUUUUGUUGCCAAAGACAUUCUGUUGUACAAGGUAUUGCAUUUCACCUUUGUUUGCUGUUUGCUUCUUACCAUGUCUAAUUUAAUUUCAUAUUUACUUUAAUAAUCUAAUUUAUGUCUUAAAUUAUACACAUGAAAGAUUAUCUUGCACCUGCAGGAAAUACCUGAAGAAAAAAAAGAAUGCAAGAUGGUUGAAGCCGGCCAAAAAGAAAAUGAAAUACAUUAAAUUAAGACUGUUUUUUCUUAUUUAUUAGCUAUAAGGAAGAGUUUGGGGGUUGUUUUAAAAGUUUUAUUUAUAAACCUUGAAGUUAAAUGUGCGUGUAAACUAAUUCUUAUAUAAUCUUUUAAUUGUGAAGUCUUCCAUACCUGGCAAAAUAAUGAUCAAUAAGGGCUUUCUUCCUUGUUUGUGCAUACUAUAUAUUGACAACAGUAUAUAGAUAUGUAUAUAGGUGUGUUAUUUUUUUAUGCAUUUUCUAUGUUUUGUAUAACUUUCCACAAGAAAUGAUGUCUAGAACGCUUUGGUUACAACAACAAAGAACGUAAAGUAAAAGCUUAAUUUUUUUUGAUUAUUAAUUUUGUUAUUUAGGCAGAACUGAAGUCCUGGUGUUUGCUGACUUGUUGUGAAAUGAGUGUAAAAGAUACUGUAAAUAGCGAUGAAGCAUGGUACACAUGUUGUAAGGUUUAUGGUGUGGAAUAAUGACAAUUUUGGUGCUUUUAAGAGUAAAAAAAAAUUUGAAAGAGAAUUUUUUUGUGUUGUUCCUACACAAAAUCCUUCAGAGAGGAAGCUUUAACAUGAAGACGGAAAUAAUGAGAAGCAAUUCUUCCAUGAGCCUUCACUUUAUCAUUUUUAUCACACUUUAUCCCCUUCUCUCGCCUCACUUCACAUCAUUCUUUUCAUAUCUUACUGUAUUUCCACCUCAGCCUGGCUAACCAAAUACUUUCAUUAUCUUUUGCAGCACAAACAAAGCUGUUCACUGAAUUGGAGUCUUAACUCCACACAAUGACCCCCUUUCAGAGAUCCACUGUAGUUACACUCAAGACAAUUACUCCACUCUCCAGCUCGAGAGGGGUAAUUACUGAGAGCGAUGCUCCAGGAGAGUCAGGAGAGAGGAGAAGAGGGGAUUAGGACAGGGGAGCUGUGGUUGUAUUGUUUAUCCAGGGAGGCGGUCAAACAAAGAACCCCAAUUAAGGAAGGAUGCGGGACGAAAGACACGAUGUGGAGAUACAGACGCUGAGAAGAGGCCGAGCCGAUCACCAAGCAUCUUUUAAAACGCCUCUCUUUUUCUCUGCCACUUUUCCUGGGUUUGAGGAAGAGUUAAAGUCCCAACAAGUGGCACUUGUUUGUCCUUCUCACCACUUUCUUGUCAGGUUACUCAGGCUUUUCCAGACUAAUAAAAAUACUUUAGGAGGGCGGAUUUCCCGCUGUGUUUUAAAAGAGAGAUAGCCUCAGGAUAGACCAAAUGAGGCCCCAGAUAUGUGCACCAGUAGCAGUGCCAGACAACAAUGAUUUAAGGAGCUAAUCUUUGUCAUAAUUAAGCAUAUUUCCAACAAGAUAUAGCAAGGCAGGCAAGCACACAUGACAAAUGUAGAGAUAUGGUCAAGUUUCAUGGAAAAUCUCAAUUCGUAAACAAUUACAAUACAUUAAACUAGAACAGGAAACAAAACACUGGCUUCAUAAAAGCAAAGACUUUCAUGACAGAAGUGAAGAGGAGACCUGCACUGUUUGAACCCCCCUGAAUCUACUGACUCUACUAUUGUAACAUUUACACUUCCCAGGCUGCAUGGUUCCAAUUUAGGGCUUCUAAUGAGCUGUAGUUGAGGUCAAUUUAUAUAAAACGUCCCGGGGCCGACUCUGUCAUCAAGGGCCGACAUGUUUAUGGUGGUCUGAAGUGGGCACACGGUCGAGUCCACAACAUAAAAGGCAAACAUGGGGAAUGAGGUAUGGGUAGGGUGU